Messenger RNA from Danaus plexippus (monarch butterfly), 1443 nucleotides. RefSeq lists its product as uncharacterized. NCBI's taxonomy places the organism in Eukaryota, Metazoa, Arthropoda, Insecta, Lepidoptera, Nymphalidae. The record is from RefSeq and is a predicted model, not a curated record. The transcript has 2 exons. Bases 60 to 473 code for a protein of 137 amino acids.
GACUACGUUAGUGUGCGUUGUGUAGUGUCGUGGAAGAGACGUUCAGUGUCGCUGCCAUCAUGAGCAUGGAACGCAGAUCCUGUACUGGCUCCGCACCCCAUGUCACCAAGAGGUUGUGUGCCACUCUCAUGUUCUUUAUAGGCAUCGUUUGUAUAUUCGGAGGCUAUUUACUGGGACGAAUGGCCCGGCACGAAGUGAGGAAGAACAACGACAUACUUUUCAUCAACUUGACGAACGCAGCCGAGAAUUUAUAUAAAAAAGCCAAAAUAAUAUCACCCAAAGCCGUCCAUCACAACGGUCCGGACAAAAUAACCGCCAAAUUGUUGGACGCAUUCCAUUGCAACGUACCCGAGUGCGGGGUUAUAACACACAACAAUUUAGCUCAUUUUUUGAAUAAUCUAUUAAAUCACGAAGUGUCCAAAUUAACCAGAUCUAUAAACAACUCCUCUCUCUAUUUAGAUUCAUUAAGGUGACACUUGUCUUAAAUAUAUUUUCUAGCGGAAUACACUAUAUGCCAUUAAGUAUUAAAUAUUAAUAAUAUUUAACAAAAGUCAUUUUUUGUUGCCAUAUUUUAUAUGUCUAAUAAUCGUUUGACUAUUUGAGACUUUAAUUUUAAUGCCAAUAAUUAUUGCAUAGUCAUAAGUUUUUUUUAAACUUAAGUUUUAACGAUAAAAUAGUAAAUAUUAAAAUGUGCUACUUUUAUGAAUUUUAGAAGGAAUUACAAUUUUUUUAUGUUCAUAUGCUUCGUACUGGUCAAGAACCAGGAUCUCGGCAUUAAACUAAUAUUCCAAAAUAAAAUUAUAAAGCGACCAUCUGCCUUAAGUUAGUUCGUAAAAAAUGAGACUACGUUUUGUAUAUGCUUUAAAACCUUACAUUUAGGGCCGGGUAAUGAGUUACACUGUUUGUUAUCGUCGAAUAUAUUCAGUGAAGUAACGUUUUUGGUGUUAAAAGUGGACUUUUAAAGUCUAAUAAAGAAUAAAACGAAGGGUUCUUUGAGUUAAUUGUAUGGAAAACAUAAAAAUUAUUCCAAUUUACGAGAUCUCUGUUGGCAUCUUAUAUAAUUUUGUGUUAUUUCUAAUGAAAAUAUUCGUCACCUUUUGAAAACCAAUCAUCAUGAUGAUUGAUAUAACUUCCAGCGGAUGCAAAAAAAAACAGGUAUAUUAACCAUGUUUUUAAAUUUCAUUUUCUUCUUCAAUAAUUAUUAUAAUAUGAGUAAAGCGAAAAUGUGCAUUUUUAAUGAUUUCGUUAGUGACUUAUAAAAUAUAAACAAAAAGGAAAUUGACUUAUACAUACAUUAUGUAUUUAUAAAGAUAUCUGAAUUUUCUUAAUUAAAUGUGGAAAAUGUGACACAUAUUUAUAUUCUUAUUAUAAUGACCAAUUCACACGUUGGCAAUGUGAAAAAAUAUUGUUGUUUUUAAUAUUAUAAUCCUUUAAUAGAUACUA